AGGUUCUAAGAACUCAUGAAGACUAUAUGUGACAAAUAUGGGAUUCCUACGGCUAAGUAUCAAACAUUUUCAGAUGCAUCAGCUGCAAAGCAAUACAUUAAAGAGCAAGGAGCACCUAUUGUUAUCAAAGCAGAUGGGCUGGCUGCCGGAAAAGGAGUUACCGUUGCUAUGACGUCGGAGGAGGCAUAUGAAGCCAUUGAUUCAAUGCUUGUUGAGGGCAUUUUUGGUUCUGCAGGUUGCCGGGUCAUUGUCGAGGAAUUUCUCGAAGGAGAAGAAGCAUCGUUCUUUGCCCUCGUGGAUGGAGAGAAUGCCAUACCACUCGAGUCUGCACAAGAACAUAAACGGGUUGGAGACGGUGACACAGGUCCUAAUACUGGUGGGAUGGGGGCUUACUCCCCUGCACCAGUCUUAACUAAAGAAGUUCAAGCUGUGGUCAUGGAAUCCAUUAUUCUCCCUACAGUUAAGGGCAUGUCAAUGGAAGGAUGCAAGUUUGUCAGGGUUUUAUAUGCUGGACUAAUGAUCGAGAAGAAGUCCGGCUUACCAAAACUAAUCGAGUACAGUCGGUUUGGAGACCCGGAGUAUCAGGUCCUGAUGGUUCGUUUAGAGUCUGAUCUUGCAAAAGUUCUGCUGGCAGCUUGUAGAGGAGUGCUAAAUGGGGUGUCACUGGACUGGUCCCCCGGGUCGGCUAUGGUGGUAGUGAUGGCGAGCAAGGGUUACCCUGGCUCCUAUGAGAAGGGGACCGUGAUUCAGAACCUUGAGGAAGCAGAACAUGUUGGUCCUUCUGUCAAGAUAUUCCAUGCUGGAACUGCACUUGAUUCGGAUGGCAAUUAUGCUACCGGUGGCCGUGUUCUCGGGAUUACUGCUAAAGUCAAAGACCUUGAAGAAGCAUGGUAUAAAGCUUACCUUGCAGUUGAAGAAAUCAACUGGCCGGGAGGAUUCUACGGGAAUGAUAUCGAAUGGAGAGCACUUCCUCACAAGCAAAUUGCUAGAAGUUCUUAGAAUAACAUUAAAAUCCCUGCUUUUGACUAGACAUCUUAAAAUAACUAACUCUUACACCAAUUGAGAAAUGAAAUAAGCUAUAUGAACGACAUGCCA
Molecule: messenger RNA, 1095 nt
Organism: Hibiscus syriacus
Lineage: Eukaryota; Viridiplantae; Streptophyta; Magnoliopsida; Malvales; Malvaceae
Product: phosphoribosylamine--glycine ligase, chloroplastic-like
Biological process (GO): purine nucleobase biosynthetic process
Molecular function (GO): ATP binding; metal ion binding; phosphoribosylamine-glycine ligase activity
Source: RefSeq, a predicted model, not a curated record